AUGGCGCAGGUCGUUGGAGCCGGUCCUGCCGCUGCCGAAGCUGCUUCUUCAGCAGCACGGCCCGACGCGCCGACCGCUGAGGGAGCAGGAAACAAAUUCCAGCAUGCUAUUUCGUCCUGGAGAAGUGUUGAUUUGACAACCCUGACCGCGAACCUCGAUAAUACAGCGUCAGAAAUCGUGACGUAUCAGCGCGACUCGACAGUGCAGCGUAAAGAGCUGGCACAAAAAACAAAAGACUUCAGAAAGCUUGAUGAUGCAAGCAAAUUGACCGAAAUCAAAGGUCUCUUGAAAGCUUAUCAAAAUUUCAUUGAUCUUCUCACGAAUCAUUCCAAGUCAGUCAACUCAGCCUUCCUUCAGGCCUACACAUCGAUAUCAGAAGCACCGGACCCAUACCCACUCUUGGAAGCCUCGGUAGACUCCAUGCUCCUGUCAGAGGAGACGCUUCCCAGACUCGCAGAAGAAAAUAAGCACCUCCAAGAAAAUGUUUCUAAGCUCACUUCCCAACUGGAAGAUGUCGAAAGCAAGCUUCAGUCAGAACGAACCGCACGAAAAGAAAUCGAGGACAACCUGGACGAGCGUGUUAAAGAGGUUGAAUCGUCUUGGAAUGCCGUCAUGGAAGAGAAGAAAGACAACUGGGCAGCUAAAGAGAAUAGCUUGGAAGAGAAGGUAGAGAAUCAAGAGCGCCUUCUGAACGAAAUGCGUGCCAGCUACGAGGUGAAUCAGCGCCUUGGAAAAGCAGGAGAAGAUCAAGAAAACCACCACGCAAAAGCCUCAAGCGCUGAACUGGAAAUGCUCCAUUCUGAUAUUGAGCGCACCAGCACCAGGCUUGCUGAGGUUGAAGCUCGCAAUGAGCAGCUGCGACUAGAACUGGCCCAGGCCAAAUCCUCCAUCUCAAUCCAGCCCGAAAAGUCCCUGGAAGAUGAUCCUGGGUACAUGCGCAUGAGGUCCGAAAAUUCAUCCCUGAUUCGAAAGCUAGAUGCGUCCAGGUUAGAAAAGGAAAGUAUGAAGCGAAGUUUCGAUUCUCAGCAGCGUACGAUGGAGCGUGAGACACUUCAUUUGAAAGAGGAAAAGGAGACGCUAAAGGCCAAGGUCCAAAGAUGGAACGACUAUGAAGAUAUCAAGCAGGAACUUGAGGUUCUCAAAAGCAUCGAGUUUUCCACCGGUGAUGAUGACGAGGUUCGAGAAAGGAUUGAAAGCAGCACGGACAAGGGGGAUUCUUUAGAAAAGCUCCUUCUGUCCCGCAACAAGAAACUAGGUGACGAGCUAACGGUUCUCCGUGUCUCGCACCAAGACUUACAAUCUCGGCUGGAGGAUCUGCAGGAGGAGCUCUCAAGAACAAAUGCAGAGUUGGAGAAGUCACAGAACUUGAAUCAGAAGCUAGAGGAAGAUCUCGAGCAUAUGCAGGCCGAAGGAGCCAAUGCUUUCCCGUCUGGUGCUUCUGUCGCCGGCACGUACGUCACUCGUGCGCAGACACGAAAGGGUAGGAUAUCACCUACUUCAUCCAUCAUCAGCGGACUGGAUCCACGGUCCACAGCAGGAGAGCGGGAGCCGAUGGGAGGCGGGUCAGGUAUCCUGCCAAUGGUGACAGCACAAAGAGAUCGAUUCAAAAAGAAAAACGCCCAAUUAGAACAGGAGCUGUCCGAGACGCAUCGGACUGCCCAGCAACUACGGCAAGAAGUUGCUGCCUUGCAAAAGGAUAACCUCAACUUGUACGAAAAAACAAGAUAUGUAUCAACAUACAAUCGUGGCGGCGCGACAGCAACUUCGUCAUCGGCUUACUCCUCCAACCCGAAUCCCUCGACGGUUUCCAUCGGCGGGACGGGCAACCCGGGGAUGGCCAUGGACAGAUACCGCCAAGCCUAUGAGUCAAACAUAUCACCGUUUGCGGCUUUUCGUGGUCGAGAGUCGGCCAGAGCCUAUCGGCGUAUGAGCCUCCCGGAGAGGGUGGUGUAUUCGAUCACGCGCAUGGUUCUGGCGUCCCGUACAAGCAGAAAUCUCUUCGCAGUGUACUGUGUAGCGCUGCAUAUACUGGUCUUUUUCUCACUAUAUUGGCUCGGCAGCGCAGACUUGGAUAAGCAUGCGUCCAGUUUGGGCUCCUCUGCUGCCGCUGCUGCCGGAGCGGCUGCAGCCGGUGCAGGAAAGGCGGCAAGUGGUGGUGCAAAUCACGGAGAUUGGAAGCAAGAUAGUUUCAAUAGGCAGUAA
Messenger RNA from Metarhizium brunneum ARSEF 3297, 2202 nucleotides. NCBI's taxonomy places the organism in Eukaryota, Fungi, Ascomycota, Sordariomycetes, Hypocreales, Clavicipitaceae. The record is from RefSeq and is a predicted model, not a curated record.